Girardinichthys multiradiatus is the source of this 1328-nucleotide messenger RNA. RefSeq names its product serine protease 27-like. The coding region runs from base 4 to 906 and encodes 300 amino acids. Gene Ontology annotation, biological process: proteolysis. NCBI's taxonomy places the organism in Eukaryota, Metazoa, Chordata, Actinopteri, Cyprinodontiformes, Goodeidae. The transcript has 6 exons. Gene Ontology annotation, molecular function: serine-type endopeptidase activity. The record is from RefSeq and is a predicted model, not a curated record.
ACAAUGGCUUCAUGGAAAAGGCUGCACGUAAUGGCUUUGGUGAGCCUUCUCUUUGCAGAAUCACAUGCACAGCUUGGCGUGUGUGGCAUCGCUACUCAAAACCCCAAAAUAGUUGGAGGUCAGGAUGCCUCACCUGGAAGCUGGCCGUGGCAGGUCAGCCUGCAGAUAUCUGGCAGGCAUUUUUGUGGAGGCUCCCUAAUCAACAGAAACUGGGUGCUGUCUGCUGCUCACUGCGUCAGUCAAAUAAGUCCAUCGGUGUGUCAGGUUUCUCUUGGUCAGCAGCAACUGCAGGGCAGGAACACAACUACUCAAGUAUCUGUGGGAGUUGAUGAAAUCGUUGUACACCCAGAAUAUGUCAGCAGCACCUUUGACAAUGACAUUGCACUGCUUAGACUCUCCUCGUCAGUGAAGUUCACAAACUACAUCGGCCCUGUGUGUUUGGCAGCGAGUGGCAGCGUGUUCAAUAAUGGCACUGCUAGCUGGGUCACUGGCUGGGGAAAUGUAGCAGAGGGAGCGCCUUUACCCCCUCCUCAAACUCUUCAGGAAGUGAAGGUACCAGUUAUAGGAAACAGACAGUGCAGCUGCUUGUAUGAAUUCAUCAGAAUCACAGACAACAUGAUCUGUUCUGGUGUUCUGUCAGGAGGCAAAGAUUCAUGUCAGGAUGACUCAGGAGGGCCGAUGGUGAGCAAGCAAGGCCCACGCUGGAUCCAAUCCGGAGUCGUCAGUUUUGGCUACGGCUGUGCUCGGCCCAAUCGACCCGGGAUUUAUGCCAGAGUGUCAGGUUACCAGUCCUGGAUAAACUCCAUCAUCCGAGAUGAUCCACCAGGCUUUGUUCAGUUCACCUCCAGUGGAGUGGAUCCUGACAGCACCUUCACCUGUCGAGGCCUACCAUUUUUACCCAAGUAACAAGACCAAAAACUACAACUGUAACUAAAAGCUCUUGUAAUGCUAAGUGAAAGUGGACUGGUGUCUGCAGAAGUUCAGGUCUUCAAUAAAAUGACAAAUUUAAUUCUUAACGUAGACACUAGGUAGCAUACUGUUUCCUUAAGUACUUUCGUCAUUGUCCUAAUGUUCAUAUUGCUGUGAAUCAUUUACAGAUUUUGACUGUUCUUAGUGCACUAGAAACUCAUUCUGACAUCAGGCAAUUGCUUUUGUCCUUAUUUAAUCAACACGUGUGCUGCAUCCAAUUUUAACUGAGCAAUAUUUUAUCAUUAACUACGCUUAUAUCUUAGUGAUCAUAACAUGUAGUCUGUUUUGAGAUAAUUCCUUUUUUAACUCCAAAUCUGUUUCAACUUGUCAUCUUCUAAAUAAAAACAAAACCCUUUAAA